CUCGCCGGGCAGCUGGGGGAUUUCCUGAGCGGAAGCAGCGGAGGGGGUUUCCAGUGUGAUCAGCCCAGUCCUCCCUGUUGGAUCUGUAUCUAGAUCCCUGUGAUUUUUCUCUGACAAAGUGACAGAAUAAACGGAGGUCGGAGAUCCUCGAACCCAGACCAUGAGGAGUCCGCUGUGGCCCGGAGCCUCCACGGCAGCGUCAGCGGCACGUUGACGGUUUGAAUGCGCAGACCGAGACCGCCGAGCUGAAGAGCUGCUGAGCCGCCGAGCUGUGGCCUGCGGAGGAGAUUCAUGUCAUGUCAGCAGGGCGGAGUGCUGAUGGGAGGGAGGUGCAGAUUCCCCUCCCGCAGGUGAUGCCCUCCCUCAUCCAGCCCCUCUCAGCAGCCCCUGCCAUCGCAACGCCUUCCCACCGCCCAGCCAAUCCUUGGCCUCCGAGUGAGCCCGCCACGCAGCAAGGUGCUCCUGUAGGUUUCCAGCCUCUUCGUGGUGGAUUCAGAGAUCACUUUGUAGAAACUCCAGAAGCCAAAUACCUCUGUGAGGUCUGCAGUCUGGUCCUGUGUCAGCCCCGCCAGACCGAGUGUGGACACCGCUUCUGUCAGAGCUGCAUCAGCGACAUCCUCAGUCACCAGAACCCGGUGUGUCCAGCUGACAUGGGGCCUCUGUUCAAAGACAAGAUCUUUAGGGAUGUUUGCUGCCAUCGAGAGAUCAUGGCAUUGAAGGUUUACUGUCGUAGUAAAGCUAAUGGCUGUCAGGAGCAGAUGAGUCUGCAGCAGAUACCUGACCACCUGAACGUCUGCCCCUUCUUCGAGGUGCCGUGUCCGCUGGGAAAAUGUAAGGAGCGUAUGAUGAGGAAAGAGAUUCCCGACCACCUGGCCUGGAAGUGUAAACACAGAGAGACCACCUGCGAGUUCUGCACUAUCAAGAUGCCUCUGACUGACCUGCAGAAACACAAAGAGACUGUGUGUCCGGCAUUCCCAGUGUCCUGUCCCAACCACUGCUCCUUCUCCUCCCUGACCCGGAGCGAGCUGUCCAACCACCAACACGACUGUCCCAAAGCUCAGGUCAGCUGUCAGUUCCACCGAUAUGGCUGCUCCUUCAAGGGUUUGAAUCAGGACAUGAGACAACACGAUUCAUCCUAUGCAGCAGAACACCUGAGAUUGAUGGCCAAACGGAACUGUUCAUUAGAGACCAAGGUGGAGGAUGUCAAAGGGGAGCUGAUGGAGAGGUACAAGGUUCUUCCUGCUCUGAGCAGCCGAAUGUCUGAGCUGGAGCACCAGAACGACGAGCUGAGAGACAAGAAUCGACAGAUGGAGCAGAAACUGGCCACCAUGCAGAAACUGAUGAGCUCCCACUCAGAGAAGCUGCUGGAGUUGGAGCUGGAACUACGUUCUCUCCGUCUGAUAAGAGAUGAAAUGGAGAACCUCCGAGGAACGCUGGAAAACGUCAGGACAAGGCUCAGUGCUCUGGAACAAGGGGGACGCAGUGGAACCGGAUCAACUCACACUCUGGCAUCCCUGGAAGCUCAACUGAAACGGCACGAUGACAUGCUCAGUGUGCACGAGAUCCGAUUGGCUGACAUGGACCUGCGUUUCCAGGUGCUGGAGACAGCGAGCUACAAUGGGACUCUAAUCUGGAAGAUCCGGGAUUACAAGAGACGGAAACAGGACGCAGUGGCGGGGAAGACACUGUCCCUUUACUCACAGCCGUUUUACACCGGAUACUUUGGAUACAAGAUGUGUGCUCGAGUUUAUCUGAACGGCGACGGGAUGGGCAAGGGGACUCACCUGUCUCUGUUCUUUGUGGUGAUGAGGGGCGAGUAUGACGCCCUUCUGCCCUGGCCCUUUAAACAAAAGGUGACUCUGAUGCUGAUGGACCAGGGUCCCACCAGAAAACACCUGGGCGACGCCUUUAAACCCGACCCAAACAGCAGCAGCUUCAGGCGUCCUGCAGCAGAAAUGAACAUUGCCUCCGGCUGUCCUCUGUUUGUAUCUCAGAGCGUUCUGGAGAAUGGCAGCUACAUCAAGGACGACACCAUAUUCAUCAAGGUUACCGUGGAUACCUCUGACCUUCCUGACCCUUGACAUCGUAAUCUCGCUGGUCUGAGAUCAGUUCAUCAGUGCACGCCCAGCAGAAAAAAAGAUGAUGGGAAGGAUGAUGGAGGCUCGUGGAGCUGACAGUAACCCUGACAGGAGGGACAGAAGCAGCCAGAGUCAACCUUAAAGCACCUAAGAGGGGGGAGAACAUCCUCUUCAAAUUGUUUGGUGGACUGCAGAUGUGUGUCUGUGUGUCUGUGCGUGCGUGCGUGUGUGUGUGUGUGUGUGUGUGUGUGUGUGAAUGUGAAUGUGAAUGGAUCUGCAUUGUCAUGACAUUACAGUGGUGACGUUGCUGAGGGCCAACAUGACCACAGCCGUGAGGAUGCUGUUCAUUACUGAUGCUGUGCAUCAAACCUGACUUUGUGUCUUUUACUGAGGCAUGCUGGGAGAUCUGCCAAGGUCACAGAGGAGACUGUGAAUCCACUGAAAAUUCACCAGGAAUUCACCGGAAAAUCACUGAGAACCUGCAGAAAUCCACUUCACAUCAGAACAGAAGAGCAGAACCAGGCGGAAAAUCCAUAUGGACAAGCUUGGAGGAGCCUUGGAGACUCCACUUCCUGGUUUUUGUCAGGAUAACUAACGUUACACUAGCUUGUUGCGUUCACACACUAGGUUUUUUCCUAACAGCCUAACUGGUUUCUGACCAGUUCAAGUCAAACCACCUGGUUCCAAAUUGGUGACUCUGUAAGUCAUAUCUGACUGGUAAGGGCAAGUGUUGAUCCUCUUAAGUCUUGCUGAGGCUGUUUUCUAGGUGCAGGUUCAGGUAUUUUCAACAGAAUUUGGUCUCAGUGUUUAUUAAGGACUACCUGUACUUUUUGGGAGCAGAUUUUGGGUUUCAGCAUUGGUUCUAAACCGGUUUGGUGUAAAAUUUGAAGGAAAGAAAACACUGAGACAUGUUUGUGUUUAUCAGGAUCACACAGCAUCUUUCAGUAAAAGUUGAAGUUUGCGAUGUGGCUGAUGAGCUGGUGAUAGCAAACCAAAGUCUACCAGGGUCCACAGUCCACAGGACCUGACCUGAACCAAACCAGAACAUCCCCAAAUUCAAAGGAAUAAAACCAGUUGAAAGGGGCUGUGAUUCAGAAGGAAAAGGACAGAUAAACAGGUUGAGUCCCAGUCCCCAGAAUUCACCUGACUUUUCUGAUUCAUUUGCACAGUUUGAAUUUUGAAGUGUAAAAAUAAAGAAAACAAAGCGGU
Melanotaenia boesemani (Boeseman's rainbowfish) is the source of this 3287-nucleotide messenger RNA. RefSeq names its product TNF receptor-associated factor 3 (gene traf3). NCBI's taxonomy places the organism in Eukaryota, Metazoa, Chordata, Actinopteri, Atheriniformes, Melanotaeniidae. The transcript is spliced from 14 exons. Gene Ontology annotation, biological process: regulation of apoptotic process; protein K63-linked ubiquitination; regulation of defense response to virus. Bases 297 to 2081 code for a protein of 594 amino acids. Gene Ontology annotation, cellular component: plasma membrane signaling receptor complex. The record is from RefSeq and is a predicted model, not a curated record. Gene Ontology annotation, molecular function: tumor necrosis factor receptor binding; zinc ion binding.